This is a messenger RNA of Magallana angulata, 432 nucleotides long. Its product is annotated as dynein axonemal heavy chain 2-like. The transcript is spliced from 3 exons. The coding region runs from base 1 to 432 and encodes 143 amino acids. Gene Ontology annotation, biological process: microtubule-based movement. Gene Ontology annotation, cellular component: dynein complex. NCBI's taxonomy places the organism in Eukaryota, Metazoa, Mollusca, Bivalvia, Ostreida, Ostreidae. Gene Ontology annotation, molecular function: dynein light intermediate chain binding; dynein intermediate chain binding; minus-end-directed microtubule motor activity. The record is from RefSeq and is a predicted model, not a curated record.
AUGAACUUUGACAAGGACAACGUUUCGGACCGUGUCCUGAAGAAGAUCGGGAGUUACUGCUCCCAGUCAGACUUCCAGCCAGACAUCAUUGGGCGUGUGUCAGGGGCCGCUAAGUCACUGUGUAUGUGGGUCAGGGCCAUGGAGGUGUAUGGACGCGUUUACAGAGUAGUGGAACCCAAGAAACAGAGACUGAACACCGCCAUGUCACAGCUCAAGGAGAAACAGGACGCACUGGCUGACGCUAAAGCCAAGCUCGCUGAGGUUGAAGCAAAGAUGGCUGAGUUGAAACAGCAGUAUGACGAGACGCUCGCUCAGAAGGAGGAGCUCAAGAGGAAGGCCAAGUACACUGAGCUCAUGUUGGAACGAGCCACCAAACUCAUGUCUGGACUGGCCGGUGAGAAGGAGCGCUGGCAGGAGACUGUCAAGGUUUAA